Messenger RNA from Nomia melanderi (Alkali bee), 4092 nucleotides. RefSeq lists its product as uncharacterized. The record is from RefSeq and is a predicted model, not a curated record. Gene Ontology annotation, cellular component: cytoplasmic vesicle membrane. Lineage: Eukaryota; Metazoa; Arthropoda; Insecta; Hymenoptera; Halictidae.
GAUGAGACAGCCCAGUGGUGCCAACCGCUGGUUUCUCUCUGUCUCUCUCUCGUUGGCUGCUCUGUGCUCUAUGACGUCAUUGAGAAGCUCCGAAAUUGAAAUCAAUAAAUGGUGUUCAAUGUUGUGUGCACAUGACAGUCGGAGCGAAAUGGUGAUUAUGUCAAAACAUUCUGUCGGAGCGUCUCGUUUUUCUUCGCCAGGAAUGAAAGCGUGAAUGUAUCUAGAGAAGAUGGCGCGGAACACGAAGAAAAAGCUGGCGAUAUUCGCCGGAACCUCGAAGUGCUUGAUAUACGCAGAAGCAAAAUAUUGUGCCUUUGAAAGGCCUGGACAAAUAAAAUACUAUGAGUGUUCUAGAACGGAAUAUUGUUGCGGUAUUGGUUGUUGCGUGUCGCCGGGAUUGCAUUUUCAUCAUUUAUGGUAUUACUGGAUAUUGGUUAUAAUCAUAUUCUUGGUGUGUUCCGGCGGUGGUUGGUGGUAUCGAUAUUGGUUGCAAGGGAGGUAUAGAGCGGCUGCGUCGGCUAUUCCGAAUAGAGCUUCGAAUCCUCGGGCUCAGAAUUCCUUCCGAGGGCCGCCAUGUCAGGGACAGAGGGCUCGGAUCACUUACAACUCGGCGAGGAACACCGUGUUGUUGCAUCGGAUGUGGAAAGGUCCGCAAAGGAAUGGAGGGGUUCCAGCGUACAACGGUACUCCGACUACUUCGACGCAUUACCAGAACAUGAAUGUCGUGCUGAAUGACGUAAACUGCCCGUACUACCAACUAUACGGUCCACCGCCGAGCUACGAAACUGUGAUAGCCCAGACACGCGGUAAGAUAUCGAACCCGGCGUCGCCGGAAUCUUCGGGGACCCGGGUGAACGUUCAAACGCCGAGUGUUCUACCAAACUCGAGCGUGCCACAAUGUUUUUCGUACGCGUGCAACCCGUCGACGAGGCUGAACGGCAAUUUGGAGCAGAACGCGCAAUACCAGAGCGAGAACGCGAGUUCCCGGCAGCUCGACAACACCGAGCCGGUACCGUUGCCACGUUUCCCGCCGUAUUUCUUCGCGGACGGGACGAUCAGACAGAACGUGUGUGUUCCUUUCAAUUACCAGGAGCAGUCGUUCGUUCCUGGGGACGGUUUCGCUCGUAUGUACCGAGGUACCUCCACAAACUAUGUUCCCUAUUCGCUGGACAAGUCUUCGGACACUUCGGACCCGGAGAAUCAGAGUUACGAAGUGCCGAGGAUGGAGAGGUAUAUGAUGGUGAAUAUCGAUUGUACAGCGGGCAGCAGUAGAGAGCCGAACGUUUGGGAGCCGAACGACCGAUCGAUCUCCAAGGUGCACGGCCAGCCGGAGACAAGUCCGAGCGAGACGGCUGAGGACAGCGAUCGGGAACAGCAACGACGGAACGCGACGGAGUCCACCACAGGAUUCUCCUCGAUACGCGAAAUCGAGGAUGUCCGCGGAAACGAUUCAGAAAAUCCAUCCAACAAUGUGAUAUUAGAGUCUUUCGUUUCCGACGGCGGCGGCGGCGAGUCCUCCUCGACGGAGAACGUCGGGGAUGGACAGCGGCGUCGUCCUAGUCUCGCCAACGUCAGUACAAAUUCUCAUUUUGAAAGUAAACAUAGAUUAAACAGAUCGAAAUCGUUGGACUGGGCACCUGAGCGUGCCGCCGUUUGAACGGCAUCUUAUUCUUGUAUACACGUUGCCGUACGAUUUCCCGCGUAUAAUAAUAUAUGCGUGUGUGUGUGUGCAUGCAUACGCGUACGCGUACUCGUCGAGCACGCCGGCAGGAUUAUCCGUGCUGACGAGUGUACGUACGUGUACGGAUAUAGUUAUCGUUAACACGAUCGUUAGGUCGACAACGUCGAACAACACGUUCCAUCCCGCAAUCGGUGUAAAGAAAACGAACGCAGUAUUAUUUUUUUAACGGGUCCUCCGAUAUGUCGGUGUAUACUUGUCGCGUAUUAAGAGAAACGUUUAAUGUUGUACCUACUACAAUGCUUGUUGAACCUGUCUAUUUUUCGAACGAACCGCGGUCUCGCGCGGCACGUUCGCGGGGCACGCGAGCCAUCCUCGACGCCGCGUUCACUUCCGGAUCGCCGAACGGCUCUCGGGAAUCCGACGCGCGCGCGCGCGCGCGCGAAAGGUAGCUCGAUGCAAUAAUAACUAUUCUGGUGAAAUGUUUUACGGAGAAACCUAUGGGAACACUCAGAGCAUCGUUUUCAUUUUCACGAACGUUCGAACCGUCGGUGACCGGCGGGACCGAUCUAACCUGUCCGCCGGCGGUUGUCGACGGAGCACAAUUUCGUUGGUGAACGCACGUGACACCGCUGGAAAAAAGAAUAAACGAUUCGCUCGAGGACGCGGUCUGAAUUCGCGGUCGUUCGGUACUCUUAGUUAGUCUCCGAGGCGAACGCGUCGCAUUCGGCCGACCCGCGCACUCAAUUACGCGAACGGUGUCCCUGUUUUUAUGAAUGGGCUCAACUAACUCCGGUUACGCACAAAACCGUCGAUUGACGCCAUACUUCUCGUCGUCCUACAUUUUAAUAUCGGCAUGCCAAUCGACUCGUUAGCGCACCCUUUUUCUAAUCUUCGCACAUCGUCGCACACAUUUACGAAUCACGAGUAACUUUUUAAUAUCGAACGUUCCGGUUAAGUAGGGACAAGUGUUUUAUCGCAAAUUUGACCGUCUGUCGCGUCGCGAUUUUCUAUACCGUGAAACCCCGUGAAACCCGUUUAAAACCGCCCGCCACGAAAUCGCGGAGCGAUCGGGAUACCUCGGACCGUCCCGUGGUGAACGAUCCCGAUUCCUUUCACGGCUCGAUCGAGCACCGUUCAACUAAAGUACACACACGUUCCCCGUGUUUCCACGUUCACGCAGUCUCAGAUAUUUCAGGAUUAAGCCCGAUCUCCUUCGUCGCCCGGCAAAGCCGUCGCUGUUCCAUUUAACUUUAAGAAGACAUAUUGUGACUUACGAAAGAGCCUCUAGUUUGUUUACGGUACACAGCGUGCAAGCAGGGUGAGGGGAAGGUCUCGGACACCCGGCGAGAACGGGAACGAGAGGAGCGAACCGUGGCUAGGGAAAAAGGUGGAGUCCGAUGGGAACGAUCACGUUUCGAUCGAUUUACGAUUAUACCAUUUACGAUUAUACCAUUUACGAUUAUACCGUUUACGAUUAUACGAUUAUACGAUUUACGAGCGACGACUGCCUGCGAACGCAUAUCCGUUUCUUUUCUCUCGAGUCUUCAUCUUUUUCCAGAUCGUACGCGUCGACGCGUUGACCGUCACGGUGGUCGCCGGCGAAUCUUCCAAAAUGAUCGAAGACAUACCCACACGAAGGAAUUCACUUGACAUACCCGAUAACGCGAGUAAUUAAAUAAUACCGUCACUCAAGGACCAUCAUGCUAAACCGUUGAGAACCAAUUCCAAUACCGUUUGCCAUCGCUACGAGAGGACAAGUAGUAAUGUUUAUAUACGAAACGGUGAAAAUCCUCGGGGCGGUCAACGCGUUAAAAGGGGAGGGAUCAAAGGGGAGACCAAUCAAUCGAAAACGGCCGUUCAUUCUUCGAACGCGAUCGGGACACGGGAAUCAUCGCCGAGUGGUCGCGUUUCCGAUUAUUUUCUAUAGGUUCCCGACUGUAACUGCGGUCCAAAGCGAACAACAUACGUGCCAAUCAACGUGUCCGUAUAGAUAAACGAACGGUCGAGCGGCUCGCGACGCGGCCGAAUCUCGCGUGAGCCGAUAGCCGCUCGAUCGCGCGCCCAGCCAACCCGUUAGCUUAACGAAAAUGAAGGGAAUAACGAAAGUACGCGUGCACGCGCGUACACGUACACGCGCAAUUAUUUUUUGUAACCGAUCCCGAACAGGGACGGGUCGUUGAUCACCGCUCUGUCCGUCUGAAAAAAAGGAAUACGCAAACGCGCGUGUUAUAGGUGAACGACAUGCGACGCUCCGGAUCCACGGAUGUCUUCUAUAGAUUCAGGAAUAUCACUAUAUUUUGUGUGCGUGCGUAGUGUCUGCGUGUUACAUAUCUUUAACCAAUAAAACUAGUCCGAACGAUCCUCUGACCGUAACGUGCAAUCAUACUCGUAUUACCAUACUGUAAGAUAUA